GCCGUGCCGCGCCAUGGCAGCGCCGGGCAGCGCCAGCGGAGGGGGCGAGGGCGGCGGCGAGCGCAGCCCGGCCGGGGGCACAGGGGGAACGGGGGAUGCGGGGAGAGCCGGGGGGGUCCCCUGGGCGGCCGCGCUGGAGGACUAUGAGUGUAAGAUCUGCUACAACUACUUCGACGCGGACCGCCGCGCGCCCCGGCUGCUGGCCUGCCUGCACACCUUCUGCCAGGAGUGCCUGAACCAGCUGCAGCUCCGUGACGCCAGUGCCACCAACGCCGCCACCCCGCCGGGCGCCAUCGCCUGCCCCGUGUGCCGCCACCGCACCGCGCUGCCCGCCAGCCGCGUGCACGGCCUGCCCUGCAACACCAAGCUCGCCGACGGCUGCCCGCCGCCCACCGACCGGCUCCCCCAGCCGCCCCCCGCGCCCCCAGCCGCCCCCGCGCCUCCCGCGCCCCGCGCCCGCCUGCGCGCCCCCGGCGCCCCCGCCCCCUGCCAGGACUGUAAACGCGCUGCGCUCACCGCCGGCUGCGUGUGCGUGGUCUUCUCCUUCCUCUCCAUGGUGGUGCUGCUCUUCACCGGCCUCAUCUUCAUCAAUCACUACGGGGGCGCGGGGGGCCCCGGGGGUGCGGCCCCCGCGGCGGCCGGCUCACCCGUACCCUCGCCCUCGCCCGUGGGGCCCAUCUGCCUGUCGGUGGCCAGCGUCCUGGCGCUCUUCUCCGUGGUGGUCACCUGGGUCAUCUGCUGGCUCAAGUACCGGCCCGAGGGUGCGGGCGCGGCGGGGGCCGGAGGGGGCGUUGGCCCCAGGGUGCGGGCGGCGGCUGGGGGAGGUCCGCGGAGGAGCGGAGCGUAGCGGGAGCGCACGCCGGGCUGCCCCGAGGUAGGGCCCUUGUGUAAGCUGGGCGCCCGGCUCGGUGCAAUCCUCCUCCGGGCUCCCUGCGUCCCCAGAGGGGCGCGUCCGAGACCAGGGCCUUGGUUCCUCACUCUCUCCUUCCCGGGAGCCGCAGGGGGCGAGGUGCGGGGGAUAGUCCAGUCCCCGCGGACUGCGUGGGGCAGCCUCAGCUUCCUCCACCUCCCCUGGGGAGGGAAUCCCGCCGCCCUGCCUGCGGGCCGGAAAGCUGGUCCCUGGCGGCCUUGACCUUGGAAUCUUCACCUGCACCCGUUGUCAGAGGACUUCGGCUGGACAGAGCGAGGCUGAGAACCACGUGCAAGAGAGAGACAGGUCCUGCGCCUUCCCCGCGCCUCUGGGGAAUGACUGAGCCUCAGUACCGAGGGCGAGGGACGCUGCCCCCAGGCAGGCGAGGCUGUGCUGGGGGUGGGGGGGGGGGUGCGGACCUCGCUUCGCGGGGCUGCGGGAAGAGCCACCCAGCAGGUGCGUUGAGAGCGCA
This is a messenger RNA of Erinaceus europaeus (western European hedgehog), 1382 nucleotides long. RefSeq names its product RING finger protein 225 (gene RNF228). Gene Ontology annotation, biological process: protein ubiquitination. The record is from RefSeq and is a predicted model, not a curated record. Bases 14 to 847 code for a protein of 277 amino acids. The transcript has a single exon. Gene Ontology annotation, molecular function: ubiquitin protein ligase activity. NCBI's taxonomy places the organism in Eukaryota, Metazoa, Chordata, Mammalia, Eulipotyphla, Erinaceidae.